UAGGAUUUGCAAUCGAUAAAUCGCGUAAUUUUUAAUGGUGUAUAAUAGCUGUUAGAUUAAAUAAAGAAUCUAUCCACGCGAGUGGAAACAUUGGAUCCUCCUGCUGCGUUCCAUUUCCAUUUGUUUUUCUUAGGCCGACGUUAAACGGAACACGUUUACGAAUAAAAGUCAGAGGCAACUCGUGAUUCGAUUAGCAGACGAAUUUUCCUAUCGGCCAUAUCAGAAAUGUAUAGGAACCAGGAAAAGGAUUACGGCUGAGUGCCUCAAUGUUUGAAAAUGAACGGCAACGAUAUUUCAAGAUUAUCGUACAAGGAAUUGCAGGCCUUAGCUCUCAGAUACCGUGUACCGGGUAACAUUAAGAAGAAAUUACUGGUUAAAGUGUUGCAAGCCGCAAAAGGCGGAAAUGAAAACGAGGUCGACAGGCUGCUACAGGAUCUCAAGCAAAAUCGCAAGAGGAAAGUGAGAAAAGUCAAAAGCGGAACACUUCUCGGGUUAACCUCCACACCACUGAACAGCCCCGAUUACGUUAUGGCCGAUGAUUAUUACUUCCCGCAACAGCAACCACCUUAUCAGUGGGUUGGUGCAGAGGAAGAGAUUGUAAGCAGGGAUGAUGACAAUAGGAUUCCCCACUAUGAAGAGUUCAAGCAGUUUUUAUUGAAAAGAAUACAGAGAGAAUUUCAGACGUAUGAUAUGAAUAACAAUCAAAUACAAGAUGCAACUAUUGUAGAUUUAAGAACAGCAACUGGCUCAUCUGAUAUAGACAAAGAUCCUUUAGAUACCAUCAAUUGUACUACUUCCAAUAUAAUUGCUGUUAACAAUGCAGAGUCAUUUGUAUACCAACCUAAUGAUCAUGUGGAAUAUCAAACAUUGGAGGAUGCAAACAACAAUAUGCAAGGGUCUAUACUGUUGAAGAAAAUGUUGCAGGCACCAGUUGGUGCAAACUUGGGAGAGAUAGCUAGUCCAGUAAUAAGUGGUUACAGGACAUUAGAUCAUUAUCAGCCUAAUAGUUUAUUAGACAAUUCUGAUACUUUAACAGCUGAAUCGGAUAAUCAAGACAACGAAGAAAAUCUGGAGGGUAACACAGAGUGUUAUGGACUUCUAAGCAGUAUAAAGGGAGAAUAUUUAUUGAGUGAACCAACUUUUGUGAAAAAUGUUGAAGAAAUUGGUCAGCAGAUUUCAAAUGUGUUAACAAAUGAAAAUGUUAAUCAAUAUAAAUAUUCUACAAUGAAUAUGGAUAUACAUCAAGAUUAUGAUAAUUGGGCCAUCACCAAUGUUAUGGAUGGGACAGAAACAAAUUGUGAAGCACCUGUUGUUCCAUCCCCAAAAAUAUUUCAACCUAUCUAUUAUGAUAACAUGGGACCUGAUACUUUAAAUAAACCCAUUAAUGAUGAAAGUUUAACAUGUCAAUACAACAUGACUGAAAAUGUACAUACUUAUAGUUCCAAUCAAAAUUUACUGAAUUUAAAUCCAACAGGGGAAAGUCAAUAUUAUGAAACAAACAUCAUACCCAAUGUACAGUCUGAUCCAUCCAACACAUAUUAUUUACAAAACUUAAUCAAAUAUAGUACAGAAACUACUGGAGAUUAUUUGCAACAUACACAUUCUUAUACAAAUGCAAAUGUAACUCAGGACACAUACACAUCUACUGCUUCACAGAUGUUUUCAAAUAAUACUCAUUGCAAUACUGAUCUUCCAUAUGAAUAUGCAAGUUCAUACAAUAAUCAAGGAAGCAUCCCCUUAUCCACCAAUAUGGAGCAACAAACACAAAACUGUAAUUCUUCAGUACAAUCUGAAUCCAAUAUCAACAAAAAUAUUUCUGGUACUUUAGAUAAGGUACAAACGAGUGGAUUACUAGACUCAUUUUGGCCAACGAAAUAUUCGAAGAUUCCUGCGAAUCCGAUUCUCGAGAACAUUUUGAAUCUCAUCAACACCAAACGCGUCGAUUUAUCGAAAUUGGAUCAAACGUCCUGCGUGUAUUGUUACAUAGCGCCGAUAGUAACACAUACGCCUGUAUCAUCGAACGUAACUUGUUCCCAAAAGGAAAAGUUUGUUGCUGAAUACAGACAACAUUCGUUUACCCCGCACUGGUUGCUGUACAACGACACGUCAUGCGGGAUGAGAAUGGCCAAUUUACAGUCGAAACUCGAAGUAAUCCCGCCGGAAGAGGCACGAGUGCUGCGCGCUUCAACGCCGAUCAGUAAUUCCGAUUUACGUGAGUCAGUCGUGGAGAACGAGGAUUCUUUAACGAAAGUUUGGAUACAGGACCACGCAACUUACGAACCUACUAGAGAAGAAGAUACAAAUUCGUGCGAGGAUUUAAAUAUUGAAGUUACAGAUUGUUUAUUUUCAGUAAUCAAUACUGAA
Messenger RNA from Nomia melanderi (Alkali bee), 2364 nucleotides. RefSeq lists its product as uncharacterized. The record is from RefSeq and is a predicted model, not a curated record. NCBI's taxonomy places the organism in Eukaryota, Metazoa, Arthropoda, Insecta, Hymenoptera, Halictidae.